AUUCACGUAAUAAAUUGUUCAAUUCCUUCAACCCUUUAGAAAUUGAAAACCAAGCUUGAAAACAUUUCUUCGUUUUAGUGUUUUACACACCAUAUAUAUAAAUACCAUGGUUCUCGACGAAGCUUCAUCGUUUGAAACCAGCGAGGAUCUGGCCACGUGUCUUACAACGAGUCCGAUAAUAUCGGAGUCAUGGAGGCUGUGCAGCGUGGCCAACGCCACGGCUGCACGGAGUUUCGUGGCAGAAAAUGGCGGCGGCGACGGAGAAGUGGUGUACGUGGCUUUAUCGGGGGUUCAGAUGGCGGAGGGGACGGAAUCUAGCUGGAGAAGGUUGGUGGCGUUAGAGAGCAUCGGAGGAGAAUCGCUGUUCAGUAUGCAUCGGAAAAGGGAGGAGGAGGAGGUUGUUAUGGUGCACGCCGCCAUCUUCGAUCUCUUUUCCUCUUUCUUCGUCUCUUUCCGCAACCAGAUGUUGCCAAUUAUGAGAAACAGCAAAACCAAAUCAAUUGUUAUUACAGGCCAUUCCAUAGGAGGAGCCAUAGCUUCUCUAUGCAGCCUUUGGCUUUUGGCAUAUCUCCAACACAUAUCUUCUUCUAUCUCAGUUCUUUGCAUAACUUUUGGUUCACCAAUGCUUGGGAAUCAGUCAUUUUCCAAUGCCAUUCUCAAAGAAAGAUGGGGUGCCAACUUCAUUCACAUGGUAACAAAGCAUGACAUCAUGCCAAGGAUUCUCUUUGCACCUACAAUGCCUCACAUUGCUCAACUCAAUUCCUUGCUUCAAUUUUGGCAAUUUUCUAUGGCUAAUCCAAGCUCUCUUGGGAACCUUGCGAUGCAAGUAACUGAUAGGGACAAAGCUGAGUUGUUCAGCUUUGUCACGACUUACUUGCAUCACGCAGCUACCCAAGAGGGAGUAGAAGGGUUGUUUCGUCCCUUUGGGAGCUUCCUUUUUGUUUCGGACGAAGGAGCAGUGUGUGUGGAGAGUUCGGCCGCAGUUAUAAAGAUGAUGCACUUGAUGUUUGUAACAAGUUCUCCAGAUUCUAGUAUUGAAGAUCAUCUAAAAUAUGGAGAUUAUGUCAAUAAAUUGUCAUUGCAAUUCUUGAACAAGAAAAGUUCAAUGCAAGGGAUUGUUCCUAAUUGUAGCUAUGAAGCAGGGCUUGAAUUGGCACUCCACUCUUCAGGGAUAACAAGACAGCAACCGGCUUUCGAGCCGGCCAAGGAGUGCCUUAAGGAGGCUAGGAGAGCAGGUCCAUCGCCGGCGCUGAAGGCUGCUCGGCUUGCAAUUACCUUAUCCAAAUUUGUACCUUACAGGGCAGAAAUAGAAUGUUACAAAGCUUGGUGUGAUCAACAGAGUGAUCAAAUGGGAUACUAUGAUUUGUUCAAGAGGAGAGGCUCUUCAAAAAGGGAAAUGAAGGUCAACAUGAACCGUAUCAAGCUUGCAAGGUUCUGGAACAAUGUGGUUGACAUGCUGGAGAGGAAUGAGCUGCCUUAUGACUUCGAGUUGCGAGCAAAAUGGAUCAACACUUCGCAUUUUUAUAAGCUGCUUGUAGAGCCAUUGGACAUUGCUGAGUAUUAUGGCAAAGGGAAGCAGAAAACAAAUGGACAUUACAUAAAACAUGGCAGGGAGAAGAGGUAUGAGAUUUUUGAUAGGUGGUGGAAGGAUAGUGUGGCUGCUAGGGAAGAAAAUAGUGAGAGGAGCAAGUUUGCGAGUUUGACGCAAGAUUCGUGCUUUUGGGCGAGGGUGGAGGAAGCCAGAGAUUGCUUGGAUAGUAUUAGAAGUGAGAGUGAUACAACCAAGCUUGCUUUGUUGUGGCAAAGCAUUGACAAGUUUGAGAAAUACUCAAUGGAACUUAUUGAAAAUAAGGAAGUGUCUCUUGAUGUUCUUGCUAAGAACUCAAGCUAUAGUAUAUGGUUGGAAGACUUAAGAGAAUUGAGAGAAUUGAAAGCUAAGGAGAAGAAGUUUUCAAACCACUUCAACCCUUUUAUGGAUGGGGAAGUAAUUCCUUAGUACUUUUUUCUUUUUAAGGGAAUAAAUGACUUUAGAAUUUUGUAAUAUAUGUCUUAUAAAUGGAUUUGUCAAGUGGAACCAAUCUUUCAGAUA
Messenger RNA from Arachis duranensis, 2089 nucleotides. Its product is annotated as lipase-like PAD4. The transcript is spliced from 4 exons. Gene Ontology annotation, biological process: lipid metabolic process. The record is from RefSeq and is a predicted model, not a curated record. NCBI's taxonomy places the organism in Eukaryota, Viridiplantae, Streptophyta, Magnoliopsida, Fabales, Fabaceae. Bases 107 to 1996 code for a protein of 629 amino acids.